CAUUUAAGCACAUACAUAUGUACAUACAUAUCUCAUGCAUGUGUAUGUAUGUAUGUACGGGUGUGCGAGUGCGUGCGUGCAAUUUUUGCCAAAGCUUUACCACAAAACGUGACAAAAUUUUCUAAACACUCAAAAGCGUAGCAAACAAAAAUAACAACAAACUAAUAGAAAAAGUUCGCAUUACUUUAGACGCGUGUUAUACGGCUUAUUUGAAAUACCAGCGCCGAAUUGAGGGCAAAAGAAGUGUCAGGACGGAAAUUGUGGCAGAAACAAAAACAAAAGCAACAUCAACAGCAACAGCAACGGGAAGGAACAACAAAGACAAUCAAUGAGCACACAUAAACUAACUUUAAUGAAGCAGCACAAAAGUAUGCUACAUUAUAAGCGCUAGCGCAUAAAUCAAGCGAGGGUGUGUGUAUUUAAGUGCGUAUGUGUGCGUAUGGCCGUGUGUGGGAAAAUGAAACGCAAGAAAGCAACAAAGAACAGAGCUUAAAGUAAUUUCAGCACACAACAUUAAAUAUAUGUACAUAACAAGGCAUAAAUACUAUAAGUAAAUAGAAGUGGCUACCAUUUCAAGCCUGAAGAGGAGUAGGGACUGUAAUUAAAAGCUGGAAAACAUCCACGUCACCAACUGGGAAAUGCAAAAUGUGCAAACAAAGUGUUGCAACAAUAUGCCAAAGGAAUUACAACAGCAACCGAAACAGCUGCCAUCAACGUCACAGCCGAAGUCACAUCUACAGACACUGCCACUGCCACUGCCGCUGCCCAAUGUCAUUUUAAUUAAACGUUAAAAUUGCAAGAAAAUACAAAGAGAACUUGUUACAUAGCAGAACAAUUGGGAGCUGUUUUCGUGACUCCCUCUCUCCCAUUGCUACAUGCCCAGCUGGGCACGCGUUAUGUGUGCGCUGCUUUUCCAUCAACCAACGCCCCAACGCCCAUCACAUACGCCAUCUUCACUGCUCCUGUCCCUGCCAGUGCUUCUGCUGCUACUAUUGCUCUAUUUGCUUGUUGCCUCGUCACCCUGCCAUGCCGAGGUCUUCACACUGGGCUAUCUUACCGGCUCGCAACGUCGUCCGGGCAAUCUGGACUAUCAACGUCCCGGUAUUACCAUCUCGGGCGCCAUUUCAUUGGCCGUGGAGCAGGUCAAUGCUGGCCGAUUGGGCGCAUUGGGGCAUUCCCUGGAGUUCAUUGUCGCCGAAACAUAUGGCGACGAGGUAGCCAGCAUACGUCAAACGGCUGCUCUGUGGACCCAGCAGGUGGCCGCAUAUAUUGGACCGCAGGAGACAUGCGUGCAUGAGGGACGCAUGGCAGCUGCCUUUAACUUACCCAUGAUUUCCUAUUACUGCACACAUCGUGAUACUUCCAAUAAGCUGGACUUUCCCACUUUUGCACGCACGCGUCCCCCGGACACACAAAUCUCCAAAUCCGUCGUCUCGCUUCUGUUGGCCUUCAACUGGACACAAGUGAGUUUUCUCUAUUUGGAUGAUCCUAGCAGCCAGUAUCAGCCCGUGGCCGAAACUAUACUCAACACAUUGGAAAGUGCGGGCGUUACCGUGCGAGAUAUCCGCACCUGGAAUACCAUUUAUCAUCAUGGCUUCAUGUCCAAUCCUUUCGAUACGCUGGUGGAGCAAACCCAUGCCAAUACACGCAUCUAUCUCAUACUUGGUCAUUACUACGAGCAUGUUGGCCUUAUGGUGAGUCUUCAGCGGCGUGGCCUCUUGGCCAGAGGCGAGUACUUCGUUAUUGGUAUUGACAUUGAGCAGUAUGAGCCGGCUAAUCCGGACAAGUAUCUGCGUGGACUGCUGCUGGAGAAGGUGGAGGAGGUGGCGGGACAAGCUUUUCAAUCGUAUCUCGGCAUACUGCCCACAGCGCCCACUUCUUUUGCCACGUUCGCCAAUGAGGUCAACAAAUACAUGGAACGUCCACCAUUCAAUUUUCCCAAUCCGCUGGGUCUCUUUGGUGGCGCCAAGCAGAUUAGUGCUGAGGCGGCGUAUCUCUACGAUGCCGUGCAUCUCUAUGCAAAUGCUCUACUGACCGUUCUGGAGGCAGGCGAGAAACCCAAAAACGGCACCGCCGUUGUGGCUGCCAUCAAGGGAUCGCGCUAUUUGAGCGCAAUGGGCUACCACGUCUACAUCGAUGAGAAUGGCGAUGCGGCGGGAAACUAUACAGUAUUAGCGCGUGGCUGGGCUCGUAACAGUCGCAAUCAGAGCGUGCUGGGUCUGGUGCCGGCGGGCACCUUCAGCCACAGCGGUGGCAGCAGCAGUGAGGCGUUGCCUCAUACUUUUCAGCCGCAGGAUCUCAAUUUGUAUGGCAACAUCGAGUGGGUGGGCGGUGUGCUUCCGGCCGCUGCACCACGUUGCGGAUUUGGCGGCGAGAAGUGCGUCAAUUACACGGGCGAAAUCUCAGCUGGCAUUGCGGGCGGAGCGUUGCUGCUUCUGGGCCUCGUCUCCCUGGUUCUUUAUCGCAACUGGCGCUACGAGCAGGAGCUGGACAGCUUACUAUGGAAGAUAGACUUUCGAGAAGUGCAAAUGCAUGAGAAUGAAAAAGAGCAGCAAAGCCAAAAGCAAACGCGUUCCACCCAUCCACUUAUACGCACGAGCCAAGUCAGUCUGAGCUCCAAUCCCGAUGCGGAUUUCCGGUACACAACCAUCUUUACGCCCAUUGGGCUGUACAAGGGACAGUUGUAUGCCAUUAAAAAGGUGCGCAAGAAGAGCGUUGACAUUACGCGUGAGAUGAAGAAGGAGCUGAAGCUGCUGCGGGAUGCGCGUCACGACAACAUAUGCGCCUUCAUUGGGGCCUGCACGGAUCCGCCCAACAUUUGCAUCAUCAGCGAGUAUUGCACGCGCGGCAGUCUUAAAGACAUACUUGAGAAUGAGGACGUUAAGCUGGACAACAUGUUCAUUGCCUCCAUGGUGGCGGACAUUAUACGCGGUGUCAUCUACUUGCAUGAGUCGCCCAUACGGUUCCAUGGCUCGCUGUGUACAUCCAAUUGCCUCGUCGAUUCUCGCUGGGUGGUAAAGCUGACGGACUUCGGUUUGUUUGCCUUUAAGCAGGGCAUUGAGGACAGCUCCACGGAUAUGCAGCACAUGUCGAGCAAAUGUCUGAAGCUACUCUAUCGGGCGCCCGAACUGUUGCGUCAGGGCCCCUCCUCUCUGGUUGUGGGAACGCAGCGUGGCGAUGCCUACUCCUUUGCCAUCCUGCUCUACGAGAUGCAUGUGCGACGGGGUCCCUUCGGCGAGACGGGUCUUACGCCCAUGCAGUGCCUGCAGAAGGUCUUGCAACCACAAGACGUUCAACAUCCCUAUCGACCAUCUCUGCAACCGCUAGAGACGGCCUUUGACUGUGUGCGGGAAUGUUUGCGCGAGUGCUGGUCUGAGCGGCCCGAGGAGCGUCCCGACUUCAAGACCAUACGCGCCAAGCUGCGACCUCUGCGCAAGGGCAUGCGUCCCAACAUAUUCGACAACAUGAUGGCGAUGAUGGAGAAAUAUGCGAAUAACUUAGAGGCGCUUGUCGACGAGCGCACGGAUCAGUUGCAGGAGGAGAAGAAGAAGACUGACGCACUGCUAUUAGAAAUGCUGCCACGUCCCGUUGCCGAGCAGCUGAAAAAGGGUCACAAAGUUGAUCCCGAACACUACGAGCAAGUGACCAUCUAUUUCAGCGAUAUUGUGGGCUUUACGGCCAUGUCGGCAGAGAGCUCACCCCUACAGGUAGUUGACUUUCUCAAUGAUCUUUACACCUGCUUUGAUUCCAUCAUCGGGCACUACGAUGUCUACAAGGUUGAGACCAUUGGUGAUGCUUAUAUGGUGGUCUCAGGUCUGCCAAUACGAAAUGGAGACUUGCAUGCUGCCGAAAUCGCCACCAUGUCACUGCAUUUGCUUAGCGCCGUAUCCGAGUUCAAGAUCCGGCAUCGACCCACCAAUCGUUUGUUGCUGCGCAUCGGGAUUCAUACAGGUCCUGUGUGUGCGGGCGUUGUGGGUCUAAAAAUGCCAAGAUAUUGCCUUUUUGGGGACACUGUGAAUACGGCCUCACGCAUGGAAUCCAGUGGGGUGCCUCUAAAGAUUCACUGUAGCUGGCAGUGUCGCCAGCUGCUGGACAGAUUGGGGGGCUACCAGUUUCUGGAGCGCGGUGUCAUCUCGAUGAAGGGCAAGGGCGAACAACGCACCUAUUGGCUACUGGGCGAGGAUGAGGAGGCGCGUACCAGACGCACCUACGAACGGUCGCAAAGGCGAGGCUCACGGGCUCUUAACAAGUUCAUUCAAGGCACCAUUAAGCAGGCACAGUUACAGGCCCAAGCCAAUGACGGCAUCAUACGCUCCUCACUCAAGCAGAAGAACAUGCCGCGCAAUUCGCUGACACGCUCAUCCAGUCUGGAGUCGCCGAAGAAACUGCGCUUUGCCACUGGCAGCCUAUUGGAGCACCAUCGUUACCAUAGUUUUAGUGAUGAGGCAUUGCUGGAGGUCAUUACGGAUUCAUAUACGGGACUGCGCCGCUCCUCCGGCGGCUCCACACAUUCGCGCUACGAGGAGUCUACACUAUCCUGCCAAAGCAUUGAACAAAUGGAUAUUCUGCAGCGCAAGCGACGACCCUCUUCCUAUCCCACAGCCAAUACGCCGCUAUUACUGAAUCAUAUAGAGGUCUGAUCUUGAGGGGAAAGAAGCACUUAUUAUCCAAUUACAGGAAUCUUAGUAGAAUUUGUUGUCAGUAUCUUUGGCCGAUCAUCUUAAUCGUUGCACUGUUCGGCAAUUGUCCGUUGCUUUUAGUGUUGUUAAUGGGUUAAGUAAAACUUACGACAUCAGCAUAUUGUGAGUGAUUAUAAAUCUAGUCGUUGUUUAAACCAAUUUUUGC
Messenger RNA from Scaptodrosophila lebanonensis, 4845 nucleotides. RefSeq names its product guanylate cyclase 32E. Gene Ontology annotation, biological process: receptor guanylyl cyclase signaling pathway; intracellular signal transduction; cGMP biosynthetic process. Gene Ontology annotation, cellular component: membrane. The record is from RefSeq and is a predicted model, not a curated record. The coding region runs from base 876 to 4640 and encodes 1254 amino acids. NCBI's taxonomy places the organism in Eukaryota, Metazoa, Arthropoda, Insecta, Diptera, Drosophilidae. The transcript has 17 exons. Gene Ontology annotation, molecular function: protein kinase activity; ATP binding; guanylate cyclase activity.